This is a messenger RNA of Fraxinus pennsylvanica, 1860 nucleotides long. Lineage: Eukaryota; Viridiplantae; Streptophyta; Magnoliopsida; Lamiales; Oleaceae. The record is from the annotation of a GenBank genome assembly.
AUGGAGAAGUAUGAAAUACUGGAACAGAUAGGAAAAGGGGCUUUUGGCUCUGCCCUUCUUGUAAGGCACAAGCUUGAAAAGAAGAAGUACGUGUUGAAAAAGAUCCGUCUUGCCCGCCAAACCAAUCGGACACGUCGAUCUGCACAUCAGGAGAUGGAGCUUAUAUCAAAAAUGCAAAAUCCAUUUAUCGUGGAGUACAAAGAUUCAUGGGUGGAGAAGGGUUGCUAUGUGUGCAUUAUCAUAGGUUACUGUGAAGGUGGAGACAUGGCAGAAGCAAUAAAAAAGGCAAAUGGUGUCCAUUUUCCAGAAGAGACGCUAUGUAAGUGGCUUGUUCAACUUCUUAUGGCACUUGACUAUUUACACAUGAAUCAUAUUCUUCAUCGAGAUGUCAAGUGUUCUAAUAUAUUCUUAACAAGAGAUCGAGAUAUUCGUCUUGGUGAUUUUGGACUUGCCAAGAUGUUGGCUUCAGAUGAUCUUGCUUCCUCUAUAGUUGGAACUCCCAGUUAUAUGUGCCCUGAGCUUCUUGCUGAUAUACCUUAUGGUUCCAAAUCAGACAUAUGGUCCCUCGGAUGCUGCAUAUAUGAGAUGACAGCACUUAAACCUGCAUUCAAAGCCUUCGACAUCCAGGCACUCAUCAAUAAAAUAAACAAGUCUAUUGUGGCGCCACUACCCACAAAAUACUCUGGUGCAUUCCGGGGUCUGGUAAAAAGCAUGCUGCGGAAAAAUCCAGAACUUCGGCCUAAUGCUGCAGAACUUCUUAGGCAUCCACACCUUCAACCCUAUGUGGUUAACACUCAUCUGAAACUCAAUUGCCCCAGACGCAACAGUCUACGAAUUCAAUGGGCUGAAACUGAAACAAAUAACACUAGGAAAAUUAGAUUUUCAGAGCCAAUUAAUGUCCGACCUCCAGUGAAUAGAGAGAGACGACUAUCAUGUGGAAACGACAGGACUUUGAAUCCCAGUGCAUCUGGAGCUGAUCAAAGUUUUCGUUUUUCAAUGCAAAGGACUGAAAAUACUCCUUUUGAUCUGCAUCCGAGAAUAAAACAGCUCUCCACUGGAAGCUCACAUGAAGGGACCGUCAUUACAAAAAAUGUUACUUCUAGAACCUCAAAGAUUGCCAAGAAACCAAAAGCAACAGCUAUAAAUGCGUCUACAGUGUCCAAGAGAAAAUCAGAGCUGUCUAAGAAUCGUGAACCGCUUCAAAAUUCAAGAACCUUGGUUAAGAAAUCUGUCGCUACUACUCGUAGAGCUUCUCUGCCGUUACGGGCCAAAGAUGCAGUUUGCAGUUUCCGUCAUAGGCCGAGUCUUGGAAACAUCGACAUCAUCAAGUCUCCAGAUAUCUCAGUCAAUGCCCCUCGAAUCGAUAAGAUAAUUGAAUUUCCUUUAGUGUCAUAUGAGGAUCCCUUCUUUCCGAUGCAUAAAACUUCAUCUGCCUCUGUGCAAGGUUCCUCUAGUUCACCACAGGGUGACCGCUCUAUUAUGAAGGAUAGAUGCACCAUUCAGUUCCCUGAUAGAUUUGACAGAUUGAGCUUCAACAAUAAUUCUAAAGGAUUUCAAGGACCUACAUUUAAUGUUAGAGAGGAUGGAAGUGAGUCUUCCAAUCAAAAUGCUACAGCUGGCACGUCAAGCCGAACUUCAUCAGACCAAAGACGUUGCCGUUUUAAUAUGUCUUCUUGCCGACAACGAGCUGAAGCUUUGGAAGGAUUACUUGAAUUUAGUGCGAGAUUGUUACAAGAAGAUAGAAUUGAAGAACUUGGGGUUUUACUGAAGCCUUUUGGGCCAGGGAAAGUAUCUUCAAGGGAAACUGCAAUCUGGUUGACUAAGAGCUUCAAGGAAAAUACAGUGAAACCAGAAGAUUAG